CCCCACAACCUCCUCAGCCAGUUUUAACACUUUGUGACUAUUAACUCUCACUGCUAAUGGUCGACAGUUAGCCGUCCAGAUUUAUAAAUAGUUGAGAGGCUGUUUGUUUCAUCCGUGUGACACUCGACACCAAAGGAUCUCACAGAUCUGCAUGCGAGCUCAAGCCCUCAUUCUGUCCCCCCAUGGUGGACACUCUCUCUGGGACAACUCCUCUAUUUCUGUCUGGUCACCAGCCCCAAGCCCCGCUGCCCGCCUCUGGUCAGAUGCUCAAAGACCUGACUGUGGACUACAUAGAGGUUUUUGCUUUGGAUUGUUGUCAAUAGGAAGAGUCAGAGGUGCCAGAGAGGGCUUGUGUGAGGUGAGAGGGCAGGAUCAGAUCAGCACGGCCUUUUUGGGGAGCGUUUUACGAUAAGGCCCAUGUUAUGGAUUAUAAAACUGGAAGGAAAAGAAGAAAUUCCAGGAUAUUUUUGGACAGAGGCCAACUAAAAGGCGCCAUGUCUUAGGAGCUACUUGCUGUAGAAGAUCCUGACUGAGGGCCCCAAACUCUGGGUCCUGUAGCUCCAGCAGCAGACAGUGUAUAAUUUUGAGGUCUGGGAUUGCAUGAAUGACUGAACAACUGAGCACAGUGCUCUUUGCUAGCCAUCCUGCAUCAUGACAUCAGUUGAGAAGCGCCGCUCAGGCCGAAAGAGUGGCGGACAUCGAAAGCACAGUGAUGGAGGCUACAGUGACACCUCCAGCGGUGGGUCCUUUCUGGAUGAGACUGACCGUGAGGUCAGCAGUCUGACAGAUCGAGCAUUCAGGAGUCUCUGCAUUGGAGAUGAGGCUGUUUACAAUGACUCAGACCUGGGUUCAUCUUCUCCCUGCAUCCAGAGAGACAGACAGCUGGCCUUUGGCCAGAGUGGCAUGGACAGAGACAGAGAGGACAGGGAGAGGGAGGAACUUAAGAGAGCAGCACAUGAGAGCUUCAGUCUCAGGAUGCAGCAGUACGGACAGGACUGGAUCCAUGGAGGAAUGUAUGGGGCUGAGAUCCAGAGAGAUCCACAGUGGGAGGUUUAUGGGGAAAGGACACAGGGGAGGGUUUCUGCCACAUUCCAGCACUCCUUUGUGGAAACCUCUCAAAAUGAGGCAUCUCUGAGGGAAGAACAGCUGUCCUUCCUCAGCAAUGGAGCCACAGAGUUGAGUUCACAGCAACGCAGAAGCCGCUCCAGAGUUUCCUCUCUGAUCAGAGCUUUUAACUCAGAGGGACAAAGGGAUGGAGCAGGGAUGGAUGGUAAACUCAGAGAGUGGAAUGAUGAACCAAGCUGGGACAAAUCAGCUCUGAUGAGUAUCCAAAGGGAACUUUCUGAGUUCUCUACAUCUUACCAGCAGAACUUUAACAGUGGUCAUUUCCCCCCAGCUGGCCCAUUCUCAUCUCAAGACACCAACUUCUACUCCUCUGAAGUAGCAGCAGUGGCUCACAUGAAUUCUGCAUCUUCCUUUAUGAGAUCUUCCCACAGUAAACACAGCAUGUCCGCGCAGGUCAACUGUAACUCUAACUUCUUUAUUCACAGUGAGUUUAGUCCCUUCAAGGUAUGGAGGGACCAUAACCGGUUUCCCUUUCACAGAGGAGAAGUCUCAGGGUUUAUGCACUGUUCAGAGUUCCCUAAAUGGUAUGAGACACCAAUGUACAGGGAGCUUUCACUGGAGGCCCAACCACAGGCUCCCUAUAGGUUUGAUGAGAGGGGCAUCAGACACCAAAGGAAUAACUUGGCCCCUGCGGUCCCUCCCUCUCUUCCGCGCCCCACCUCAACAUCCACAAUGCUGCAGAGAGCUGCAGCCGUGGAGAAGCGCUGUGAGUCAGAAUUAACAGGACAUUACCCCCACAGGAAGCGGACGCAGAGCUUGGGAUCUAACAGGCUCCAAUCUCAACGGCCAUCAACUGCAUCACCUUCCAGCGACAUGUCUCGACGUGUCCAGGACACCAUCAGCUCCGUCAAAGCCCUCCAGCAAAAACUCAAAAUGAUGACAGAGCAAGGUAUCACAACAGGGAUGGUAGAAAAUCAACAAGGAGUGUUUUGUAGCAAUGAUAAUUUUAUUCCCUUUGGCAACAAUGCAGAAACAGUGGCACCGAAUGUUGUCAGCAAUAACACAAGCACAACUCCCUUCAGCAUCAGCCAGUUGCUCACACCGUUAGUCCAUCCACAACAGGAAGUAGAGACAUCAGAGGUCCGGCAGUAUGCAGCCUCCCCUCAACCUGUAGAACAUGCUCCAGUGCGAGCAGAAAGCAGGGGAGCCACUCCUGAUGUCAGGAUGUCAAACUACAAAUCCAGAGCCACAAGCCUACUCUUCAAUCUCAAAGACAAUAGGAAAAGAGUGAAAAGCACCUACAGUCCUACUAAAUUUAAAGGCUUGGAAACACUGGAGAAGAACAAGCAGCCGUCUAUCCAGGAGCCAAGAGACACUGUAAUAGACAUCCCUGACUUUCCAGAUCCAGACUUUCAGUUUCCCCAGGUGGAGGAAUUCAACAGGGCAAAUGUGGCUUCGCAUCAGUAUGUGAACCAGUAUCAAAGCCCUGGAUUGGCACUUACAGCACCAAAUUCUUAUCCUGCACAUGUAGGCCAAUAUUCAGAAUACCCUUCAAGUGAUUACCAGACAACUCACAUGCAAAGUGAGAUGGUUCAUCAACCUGGGUUCACUGGCUUCAUACCUGAAAAUUAUGCUGGCAAUCAGCUGGCUAAUGGACAGAACCUCCAUGAAGACUUAUCGUCAUUUACUCCCUAUAAGCAAGGCAUGAUCAAUAAUGCAGAGACUCUGGGAGGAGAUGCAUACUGGCUUAAACCGUCUUACACAGUGGCAGAAACACAGCGGCUAAAUGCUGACAACAAUCAACCUAGAGAAUAUUUAAUAAGUAAGGCAAAUGCUGAGCAACAUUUUAAUGAAACAGUGGGAAGGGAAUUCACAAAGGUGGAUAGAUAUCAGCAGCUCAAAGACAACAAACAUGAUUACAGUAAUUUGUCCUCACAGGAUAGGUGGAGACAGACUAACAGCCAAGACACAGAAAAUCUCAGUCUGAAAGCAGCUGUCUCUCCAUGGAAACAAGAGAUAACAGCCUUAGCGGAAAAAGACCAACAUGCACAGGCUUACCAAAGAGCAGCUAUGAUAAAGGAGGAACUAAAUUUACAGAGAGACAAAUACAGAGGGGGAAAUCAGCAAAGUAUAAAUACAGAGCUUGAGAAAAUAGAGUCAAGGGAGAGUUUUGGAGUUGGAACAUCUUCUCAUAAAACAGCUGGGGUGGUCAAUCCCAACAUGUCAAACCAAAUCCCACAAUAUCCUCCAUUUAGUAAUGACGCUACAGACAAUCCAGCAUAUUAUGGACAACAGCAACCUGGAGCUUUUCAGGACAAACAUGUCCUUCAACAGUAUUACGGACUCAAUAAGGAAAAUGAAAUGAAAGAUAAUUAUUUGACACAGAACUAUAACAGAUAUACUGAUCAAGAGUACAGAAAUCAACACAUGUUGUACUCUAAUAAAGACAAAAGUAUGAUCACACAAGAAACAAGCCAGAGAAAACAACAUACGCCGAUUCCAAAGAUGUGUGAAACACAAAGUCUGCAACCAGUAGAAGUUAAACCACUGUUUGAACAUAAUAUGCAGAAAAGUUCAUUAUCCAACCCUGAUAAUACGUCUGGUCCCUCACUGGCAAAUCAGGUAAAAGACAGACAGUCUGCUGAGGUCAUGGCCAGAACUGAACCAGCCAUGGCAGAGCAUAUAAAAGCACAACACGCCCAAGCAGAGCUGGCAAAGGGUCAGCACUGGGCUCAAGUGGAGCAGCCCAAAGCAGAGUCGGCUAGGUUAAUUUUAGCAGGGCAGACUGGCUCAGAGAAAGUCAAACCAGAACAGGCCAAAGAAGAACUAACAGAGCACGAGAGAGUAAACCAGGCCGAAGCAGAACACAUUAAAGAGGAGAAAAUAAAAGAAGAACGGACAGAAAAGUCCACAGAAAAACAACUAGAAUGUGCCAGAGAGGAAGAGACACAGGCAAAGCAAAUCAGAGAACAGAGAGUAACAGAAGAGCAAAGAAACAAUACAGAGGAAAUGGGAGCCAAGCACUUGAAAGAGGAGCAGGGUGAGCAGGUCAAAGCAGAACAAGCUGCAGACAAGAGGCCAAAAGAAGAAAACAUAAAAACUAAACAGGCAAAGACUGAGCAAGCUGGGCAGGCAAGAACAGGGCAAGUUAAAACCGAACAGGCAAGAAGAGAAGGGAUCAAAGCGGAGCAAAUUGAGGAAGAACAGGUUCGUGCAGAACAAGUUGAAAGGGAGAGGAUGGAGGCCGAACAAAUCGGAACAGAAAAGGUUAAAGCAGAACAGGCUGAAGCAGAGCGCAGAAAAGCAGAACAAGCAAAAUUAGAGAAGAUACAAGAGCAACAAACUAAAGCAGAACAGGAGAAAGCUAAGAUACUAGAGGUGGGAAAGGUCAAAGCAAACCACAUUCAGGCCGAGCAUGUUAAACAAGAGAAAGCUGAGAAAGAUUCAAUUCAUGCAGGUCGAGUAAAUGAAGAGCAAAUAUCAGCACUGCUGAGUAAAGCCAAAGAGAGACAGGCAGAGCAAGCAAAGUGGGAACAAACCAAAUUGCAGUUAGCUAAAGGACAGCUAACAAAAACAGAGAACAUGCUGGACAGGGCAGCUAAACCUGCAGCAAAACUCACAAUGACACAACAGGUCAAAAGUGAGCCAGAUAAAGUUGAGAGAGUCAAGACAGAGUUAGCUAAAGCUAAAGCAGAAUUGGCUAAAAUAAAGGAGAAAAUGAAAGGAGAGCAAAAAGACAAAAUCAGAAAUAUAGUUCUCACAAAAGAGAAUGCGAGUAAGACAGAUGUUCCUUCAAAGGUAAAUGCCAAUAAAAAUGAAGCGCACAAAGAUCAAGACCAGGCAAAGCAAAUCCAUCAACAGAGGGAAGAAUCAGUUGUUAGCAGGCAAAGUAUAGAUCAAGCUAACAGAGGGGCUGAUGAUUAUGAGCGUAUUAGAGAGAAAUAUGGUUUUAUUGAUACAACUUCGCCAAAAGGAAACAAAGCAUCAGCUGCAGGAAAUGUUUCGUCAAAUGAUGGCAGUGAAACACCAGCUUUAUCUCUAGAUAAAGUUGAGACAAUGAAUAAUGAAAAAUCAAAAGAUAAAUCUAGUCUUACAAGCAAAUCUGCAAUAACUAACACAGAAAAUAAGGAGGAAGUAGACAACUUUAAAUUCAGUGAAGUGACAGAAAGUCAGUAUGUUUACAGUGAAUCAUUAAAAGAAUUCAAAUUGUCCAGUGGUAAUGAUUUAUCUACCAAUGUAGAUAAAAGAGCAAAUAGUGACCCUGUCACUGACAAACUGAAGGAUGACAGGGUUGAAAAGUUGGAAAAACAUGACCCUCUGAAACACACUGAUGUGACACAGCAAAGGGACUCUGAUUUGCCCAAAUCUAUCUCCCUUGAAAGAAAACCCAAGUCAACUGAGCACAGCGUAGGUCCAGGUAAAGAGCAGCAUUUUACUCCUCCCAAAGCAUUGUCCCAUAAAGAGAGAGCACAGACCAAGCAGGAGAUUCUGACUUCCAAGAUUAAAGCUCAUGCUGAAAAAGAGAUUUCAGCUAUUAAAGAAAAGGGCUUUGCUGUUCGAGAUGGGAUUAUGUCCAAAAAUUCCACCAAGAUGUUAGCAGGUAGUCAGAGCAGUAAUAUCCGACAAAGGCCACCAUCACAGGAAGUGUCUAAAAAGCAUGAAAGCACAAUGUCAAGUAAUAUAACACCAAAGCACCAGACAGAGCCUUCAGGAAUACAGAUGGAACCAGUCAAGUCUGUCAUACCUCCCAGUUCUGCUACAAUACCAGUCAAGUCUGUAGCAACCACAACUCAGUUAGUAGAUCAUCCACAGAAGCAAGUUCCCAAAGAACCAAUGAAGAGCAAUGACAAGGUGCCAAAACCACCCGCAGAAACAAAACAGACAGGAAGUCAUACAAUGAGCUCAGACGAAAUGGCAGGAAAUCAAAAGAAACAGAAUCAAUCUGGAAUUAAGUCGCCAAUACAAAGUAAAGAGAAGGCAACCAAGAACAUGCAAGACAAACAGGAAGCAAAUCAUGUUGAAAACUCUGGAAAGCAGAAAGAGGGACUUAAAGACAAUCCUGCUGUAAACACUGACCAUCUCAACAAAAGGAAAGAGGCUCCAUCACAAGCUACAGCUCUGGACAAAGCUGAAAGCUCCAAACAAAUGUCAACAGAAAAGGGUGCAAGUAAAGAUGACACAGUUCACGAGGAGUCAGCACCUUCACUAAAUCUGGUCUUAAGUCAGAAUGAUACCCCAGUGGAUGAUGACAGCUUGCAAAUCACAGGAAUAAUGGUAACUGUACGAGAAAGAAAGACAUCUGUCAACACUGGUUGGGGGAAUAACAGCACUCAAGAACAAAUGAAUGCAAAAGAGAAGGAGUGCAGUAACUCAGAGCCAGAUAAACAUCAUCCCAGCUCAGGCUUGGAUGUAAGUAAAGUAAAUAUGUCUUCAAGGGAAGCUGGCAUCAUACAGCCAAAGGAUAUGGCUGUGCAGAACACUCAUUCUACAGUGAAGGAAGAUCAAACUGAAGGUGGUGUGAAUGAUCCUCCUGAAAACAUACAAGAAACGUCAACACCAGAGGCAACACAGAACAAUGUGUCUGAAAAUGUCACUGUCAAAAGGACUGAUCUCCAGCAGGGGAGUUUUUCUGUAAAUGCAAGACCCCAAAGGGUAACACAACUCCAAGAGCCACUGGCUGAAAAAGGUGUGCCCCCCACAGUCACUGUACCUGCUAAAAAUAAAGUGUUGGCUGAAACUCAACCCCUUCUCUACAAAGAGGACAUAAUAGAAUGUGAAACGAAAGACUGCUCAAACGAAACACCAAAAGAAAUCCCAGCAAAUGGCAUAAAGACAGAUGAAGUAAAGACCACUACCAAAGAGAAAAACCCACAAACAAGACCAGCAGCAGAAACCAAUGAGAACUUUAUGGCCAAAGUGGUGAACACAGCAAUCAACGACAUGAAUAAUCCAAACAGAGCUGAUGCUAGAACUCUGAUAAAACAUGACAUCCAGCCGUCAGUGAAAGAAGAUAUGUCAACAGUCAUAAAUCCAUCCAAUAGCAGGAACACAAAUGACAAGAGUGCACCCCUAGUGGAAGAAAAGAGAUGUGAUUUAAGACCACCAAAGCCAUUUGAUACACCCAGUCCAUCUACCCAUAUAACUGAGAAUGAAAACACAGAUGAAUCUCCAAAACAUCAGUAUAACGAAACACACAGUGGAGAAAAUGAUCCAGUGGAAGGUGAGGUGCAUAUAGGUGGCAUUGCCAUCAGAGUUGUGCCAGCAGUGACAGAGAAGGAUGACCUGAAGAUGGCGGGAAAACAUCAUGUCACCACUGUCCCUUCUGAUGUAGCUGCAGCAAAUGAACCUAAACAAGUUGCAUCACCUAGUCAUGAAGAAAAGGUGAGCACUUUAAACAAUGAAGACAGAAGCAAAGAUCUCACUUCAUCCAGCUGGGAGAAGGCGAUGAAAGACAGUUUGGAAGACAACUUGGGGGCGCAAGGCAUGUUGUCCAGUGUGAGAAAUCUGUCAGAUUCACUGAAAACCAGCAGUCAACAGAGCAGCAUGAGUGCAACCAGUGAGAACACUCAAGCUGAAAAUAGAAAGCCUGAAAAAGUAACUAAAAGCAGGAAAUCAGUGGAUGAAUCGAAGAUACGACCAAUGGAGGGAGACUACUUUCAAGUGCAAGGGGUAGAAGAAACAAUUGAUGAACCAUCCAAUUGUACAAAUGUAGGUGAUAAGUCAGAUGCUGUUUCAAAGGAAAGGGAACUUCCAGGAUUACUACCAAACAAGGCAGCUAUCAGUAAUGAAUCAUGCACUGUGGGAAAAAAUGAAGUCUUUAUUUUGGAUGAAAGUAUAAGGAAAACACUGGAAUCAGGCUCAGUAGGCGUUCAAGAAGAGAACAUGAAAAGGAAAAACAGGGAAACAGAUGAUAAUCUGGCUUCAAAACAGAGCGAUGGUCCCACUGAGAGACAGAGUAAUAAAAAUGAGAAGACGGAGGCAGGUCAAGCUAUUCUUAUCAGAAAACAUCACACAGAGAACCAUUCCAGUUUAUCAGCAAGGGAAAGACAGAAAGACCGGAAUUUACACCCGACAAGAGAAAAUACAGUUAAAGAAAAAGAUGAAGUUAAACCAAAACCCAAAGAAAGGGUAUCCACAAUACCUGAGAUAUCAGCUAUUGCAGACUAUGCCAGGUUAAAAGUAAUUGUUUCAGAAGAUGAGGCAAACACAAUUCAGGAAUUCCCACCCAACAAAAAGGAGGGAUUCUUUCCACUAAUACAGACUCGUCAUAGCAGACGUCCAGUAUUCACUGUUGACCCACCAGACCUCUCUGUGAAAGAGAAAAGUUUGCCAACUAAGACAGAGGUCAGCUCCAAAGUGAACAAAGAGCCCAAGCCCUUAGUAUUUCCUAUUACAGACAAAGAACACCAGCGGACGGGGAUGUUCAAACUGGGAGACAAAGAAAGACAAGAGAAAAUGCUGUUAGAUGCCAAAGCCAAUGAAGGUGUAUUAGACACUGGGGCAAAACAUGCACAACAUGUCAAAGAAAGACACAAGUCACCAACAAAUCAUCUUAAGACCCAGAGACGUGAAGAGCAAGUGUUUCAAACUGAUACCCACAAAGUUUGUCAGGUAGAACAAAGUAUUCAUCAGCCAAACAAUCCUCCCCUGCAAGCAACAACUUCAUCUUCUGCAGUCAACACGCCAAGAGGCACUUCUGUGACACAACACCUAAAGCCACUUGAUAACUCCAAUCCACAUGAAAAACUCGUGGGGCAAGUGAGUAACACAGAGGAGAGCACAGCAACUAAGAAUGAAGAAACAGGAGUAAAACAGCAGCAUAGAGCAAAGCAGGUGGAGAAAAAACAAGUUUCUAAGAUAGAAGAGGAGAAAAGAGCAGAGGAUCUGAGAGUAAAACAGAUGAUAGAGGAGAGGAGAGCUUCCCUGGCUGAAGAAGAGAGGAGAGCUGCUCAGAGAGAGGAAGAGAGGAGAGCAAAAGAGCGGGAGGCCAUUGCUAUUAAGAUCAAGGAGAGGCGGGAAAAACAGAAAGAAGCAGAAAGAAGAGCAGAGGAAGAAAGAGCUGCUCAAAAAGAAGAGGAGAUGAGAGCAAAGCAAAGAGAACAAGAAAGGAGAAUGAAAGAAACCGAGGAGAAGAAGAGAAUAAAGAUUGAGGAGGAGUGUAGAGCAAAACUGAGAGAGGAAGAGGAGCGGAUAAAAGUGAAUGAAGAAAGGAAGAGGGUGAAACAGCGAGAGCAGGAGAGAGCUGCACAAGAGGAGCAGCAGAGGAAAGCUGCACAAGAGGAGCAGCAGAGGAAAGCUGCACAAGAGGAGCAACAGAGAAGAGCUGCACAAGAGGAGCAACAGAGGAGGGUUGCACAAGAGGAGCAACAGAGAAGAGCUGCACAAGAGGAGCAGAAGAGAGUUGCACAAGAGGAGCAACAGAGAAGAGCUGCACAAGAGGAGCAACAGAGGAAAGCUGCACAAGAGGAGCAACAGAGGAGGGUUGCACAAGAGGAGCAACAGAGGAGGGUUGCACAAGAGGAGCAACAGAGAAGAUCUGCACAAGAGGAGCAGAAGAGAGUUGCACAAGAGGAGCAGCAGAGAAGAGCUGCACAAGAGGAGCAACAGAGGAAAGCUGCACAAGAGGAGCAACAGAGGAGAGCUGCACAAGAGGAGCAGAGGAGAUCUGCGCAAGAGGAGCAGCAGAGUAAAGCUGAACAAGAGGAGCAGCAGAGGAGAGCUGCGCAAGAGGAGCAUCAGAGGAGAGUUGCCCAGGAGGAGGAGCAGAAGAGAGCUGCACAAGAGGAGCAGAAGAGGAGAGCUGCACAAGAGGAGCAACAGAGGAGAGUUGCACAGGAGGAACAACAAAGGAGAGCUGCACAAGAGGAGCAGAAGAGGAGAGCAGCACAAGAGGAACAACAAAGGAGAGCUGCACAAGAGCAGCAGAGGAGAGCUGCACAAGAGGAACAGCAAAGAAUAGCAGCACAGGCAGAGCAACAAAGGAGAGCAGCACAAGAGGAGAAACAGAGGAGAGCUGCUCAAGAGGAGAAGCAACGGAGAGCUCAAGGGGAGCAGCAAAGGAGAGCUGCUAAGGAGGAGAAGCAAAGCAGGGCAGCUCUGACUGAGGAACAAAGGCAAGCUGCUCUGAUUGAGGUGCAAAGGCGUGCUAAACAGAUAGAAGAGAAGAUCCUUGCUGAUGUUGAGGAGAAAAAGAAGCAGAGAGAGGAGGAGAAAGCUGCUCAAAGUUCAGAGAGGGAAAUGAUCAGAAAGAUCCAGGAGCAAAAGAUUGAAGAGCAGAGACAGAGAAAGGAACGGAUAAAAACUCAGAAGGAGGAGGAGGAGAGGAGAGCUGCUGAAAAAGAAAAGACAAUUCUAAAACAGCUAGAAGAAAAACAAGUCAAAGAGGAGAGGAACAUACUCCUAGAGAAGAACAAGGCAGCACUUAAAGCGGAGGAGAAGAGAGUGGCACGAGAACAAAUGUUAGCUCAAAGAGAGGAUGAGAUCAGGGCAAAAAAGAGAGAAGAGGAAAAGUUAGCAAUUCACAGAGAAAAGGAGAAAGCCAUUCAGUUGGAAGAGCAAAAACGAGCAGCACAGGGGACAGAUGCUCUCCAGUACUAUGCCAUCACCUCGACAGAAUCAGAGAGGAAACCCAGAGAGAGACAGCUAUGUUCCCCUUUACCCUCCCAACAAAGACACAAUCCAUCAGGGCCUGGAUCAACUGAAGACUCGGGACCCUACACGAGGACUCAUCGGCCACAUGCCCCAGCAUCUCCAGCUCCAUCUCUGCCCCGCUCCAACACCUCCUCUCCUGCUCUGGGAGUCAAGCCCUCAAUGUUCAGGGUGAAGGAUAACACCUUCAGAGGUUCCUCUUUCACCAAAUCAGUCAAACCACGCUUCCACAAGAACUUUGGAGAGGAUUUCCGGGUUGGUUCACCCAUGGACAGGGGGUCUGAGAGAGGAGAGGAGGAGCAAGAGAUAAUGAGACGCAGCGCUGGAACUCCUGUGUAUCCUGACACAGGGCUGAAUAGACUUGCUGCUAUCAAAGAGUCCUCUACGUUUCAGCCAACAUACUCAUCACAGGAUAACUUGGCCCCUCUCCCGCAGCACAGGCCUUACUCCAGGAGGAGCAUUGUUUUUGAUGAAGAUGACUCCCGCUCUGUCAUCAGCAACAUGUCGGAGGAUGUGGAGAGUUUUGCCACCAGUGCAGCAGACCUGGCAGAUGUACGAGGCGUGUAUGAUUAUGACAGGCCAGAAUCAGCCUGUAGCUUCAGCAGUGAUGUCUCCCGUUCUUUGGGCAAGCCUCCAACUGUUCCUCCAAAAAGUGAGAAAGCCCUGCGCAGAGCUCAGAGGCUGACUACUCGGAGAAUCAGAAAAGAGUUAUCCAAAACUGCUGCAGACAGCCCUGCUGGAGUUGAGAAAUCUCCUCAAGAAGGCUCCAGUAUUCCUUCCUCCUCCACUGAGGUACGCUCCUCUAGCCGCCAAGCUGUGGCUUCCCCCCAUUUUUCCUCACCUGUCUCCCUCGCUCAUGCUCCAACAUUGGGGUCUAGCUUGCCUUCAUCACACACAGAGCACCAAUCUUCUCACAGCUCUUUCUAUGCUUCCCCUCACGCCACUGGCCCUAUCUCACUUGCAGUUGCUUCACCUCAUGCUACUGCUCCUGUUUCCCUCCCUGUUGCCCCGGCUAAUGCUGCUGGCCCUGCUUCCCACGCUGCUGCACCUAAAACAGUUGCUCAUAUUCCCUCUUCUCCCACUCUCCAUCAUGCCAACCACCCAGCUCCAGUGACACAGUACCAUGUAGAGACAAGCUAUCCCCAGGCCUACCCACUGACCCAGCGUAAGGUGCUGCAGGACCUCGGCUCUGGUCAGUAUUUCGUGGUGGACGUGCCAGUUCAAGUGAAAACAAAGACUUUCUUUGACCCAGAGACGGGAAAGUAUGUUCAGCUGAAUGUACGCGAGUCCGGCCAGAGCACCUCCCGACCCCAGCCACAGCAGACGUACCCACAACCUCAGCUCCAACCCCACAUGCAGGUCAAGCUUCAGCAACAAUCCCAGGCAUCUCCAGCUGGCAAGCCCCUUGUUCUUUAUCAAGGCAACCAUGGCUAUCCCCAAGGCUACCAACCUCCUGCUAUCAACUCUGUGCCCCACCACAGGUCAUCAGCCCCAGUGACUCCCCACCAGGACCAACAGCCUGUCAGGGAGAGCCACAUCUACGGAUAUCCAGCACCUGAAACGGGACAGAACUCUGAAGUGCAUCGCUACAGCCCAGAGAAGACUCCAUACAUGGACACAGUUAACGAUAAGGACAAAACAUAUAACAGAGUUUACAACACACAUGGCACAUAUGAGUCGUUCCCAGAGUGUGACACAAACAGCCAGCUUGCAGGAAGCUCCAUUUAUGAAAAUGAAAGCUCAGCCCACUCACGAUAUCAGUCCCGUGAUAUAAUAACCAUGGGUGAACUGGAGGACUUUAUGGAGGUGUCUGACUGGUGAGACUGGUAGCUUUUACUCAAACGGGGUUGAUGUUCUAACACAGACAAGUAGCCAAAUAAAGUGUUUGAUAAAAUAAAGAUACCCAUAAGCACAGUAUGAAUGGAUGAUGAUAUGCAGUAUUUUAAGUGUUUGUAAAUGAGAAUAGUCUCAGAAUGUUUUUGGUUUGUAGUUUUAAAAAGCCCCACUGAGAUGCUGUUAAAUUACUGCUGUUGAUUUUGAAGAUUAACUGUUGAGCUAUUUUUUUGUGUGUGUGUUACGGAGAAGUUCACCAUUCCAUUUGACUUUUGAAUGUGAGAAGCUAAGGUAUGUUUCUUGUGUAUACAGUAUGAUCAGUAUCCCGCUGCCUCCUAAACCUAGAAAUAUGUUAUUAUACAAAUGGCAACAGUGUGUCUGUAGUGUUUAGUAGUUUAGAGAAACACUGGUUUCUACUAUGAACACUGGCAGGCCUGCUUAAGUUUUCAUUCUUUUUUCUUUUUGGAGAAAUCCUUCUUUUGGCAUUUUGUGAUGCAUGAAAUAUUGUUAAACCCACAGCGUCAAUCAAAUAUCUGCAGAUGGUGUAAAGCAUAGUUUGUGUAUUCAACCACUGUGUCAAAGUGAAAACAUGGUGAUGUGAUCAUUGCUGUUUUUAAGGUUUAAUUUCAUACGUAGUCCAUUUUUAAAGUUGGAAGUUUGUGAGAAUGUUUCUGUGUUGCUGUGAUUCAGAAUUGUGUGACAUGGACUUCUUCAGGCAAAAAAACACACUUUGUUCAAUCAGCCAAAUAAUUUCUCACCACGAUGACUGUCUUUAAACAUCACACUGUAAAGGUUAUAAAUAAAUAAAAAAGGAAAUAUAAAAGA
Epinephelus fuscoguttatus (brown-marbled grouper) is the source of this 13371-nucleotide messenger RNA. RefSeq lists its product as uncharacterized. Gene Ontology annotation, biological process: positive regulation of calcineurin-NFAT signaling cascade. Gene Ontology annotation, cellular component: Z disc. Lineage: Eukaryota; Metazoa; Chordata; Actinopteri; Perciformes; Serranidae. The transcript has 2 exons. The record is from RefSeq and is a predicted model, not a curated record. Bases 652 to 12534 code for a protein of 3960 amino acids.